Molecule: messenger RNA, 1494 nt
Organism: Mauremys reevesii (Reeves's turtle)
Lineage: Eukaryota; Metazoa; Chordata; Testudines; Geoemydidae
Product: protein ADP-ribosylarginine hydrolase-like
Exons: 8
Coding region: 104-1186 (360 amino acids)
Biological process (GO): protein de-ADP-ribosylation
Molecular function (GO): magnesium ion binding; ADP-ribosylarginine-[protein] hydrolase activity
Source: RefSeq, a predicted model, not a curated record
CACAGGGCCGGCCGGACACAGGGACAGACGGGGGGACGGGCAGGGCCCGGCAGGGACAGACGGACACAGCUGGGCCCGACCCCCCCAGGCAGCUGCAGGCUCCAUGGAGGGGACGGCCCCCCCCCGGGCGGCGUACCGGGCGGCCAUGGUGCUGAGCGGGGCGGGCGACGCGCUGGGCUACCGGAACCAGCGCUGGGAGUACUGCCCCUCGGGCCCCCAGAUCCACGCCGAGCUGGCCCAGCUGGGGGGGCUGGGGGGCAUCCAGGCCGCGCCCCCCGACUGGCCCGUCAGCGACGACACCGUCCUGCACCUGGCAACGGCCGAGGCCCUGGCCACUGGACUGGAGGGGGAGCCGUUGCUGCAGGAGCUGGCACGAGGCUACGUGGCAGCGAUGGGCGACAUGGAGGGCAGGAAACCCGGCCCCACCAGCAUCCUGGGGACGUCCCAGCUGCGCCCGGGCGAGCCGGCCGGGUACCGGAUCCCCUUCAACCCCAGCGCCACCGGCUGCGGGGCCGCCAUGCGCUCCAUGGCCAUCGGGCUCAGGUACCCGCGCCCCACGGAGCUGCCAACCCUGAUCCGGCUCAGCGUGGAGAGCGGGCGCAUGACGCACCAUCACCCCACAGGGUACCUGGGGGCCCUGGCCUCGGCCCUGUUCACGGCCUACGCGGUGCGGGGGCUCCCCCUGGCGCAGUGGGGGGCCGGCCUGCUGCAGACGCUGCCCCUGGCCCUAACCUAUGUGCAGGACGCGGGUGUCGACACCCAGCCCAACCUGGACGCCUGGGGCUACUUCCCCCAGAAAUGGGCCUGGUACCUGGCUGAGCGGGGCCUGGCGGAAGGACACGGCCCCCCGCGGUUCCCCUCCCCCUACGGCCCGGCCGAGCGGGACGGGAUCUACCAGACCUUCAGCCUGGAGGGCUGGGCGGGGCGCAGCGGGCACGACGCCCCCAUGAUCGCCUACGACGCGCUGCUGGGCGCUGGCGACCGCUGGGACGAGCUCUGCAGCCGGGCCAUGUUCCACGGGGGAGACAGCGACUCGACGGGCGUCAUUGCGGGGUGCUGCUGGGGGCUGGCCCACGGGCUGGCCGGGGUCCCCGAGGGGAAUCACCGACACCUGGAGUACCGGCACCGCAUGGAGGCAGCCGCCGACCGGAUCCACGCCCUGGCCUGGGGGGAGAGCGCCCCAUGAGCACCCCACUGCCCCGGCACUGCCUGGACACCUGGGUUCCUUCUUAACCCCACCCCCCUGGCCUCCCACCCUGCACUCAACAGCCAACCCCACUGCAGGCCAGGGCUGGAUUUGGGGGGUUCCCCAUUCCCCAGACACAUGGGGGAGGGCAGCAAAUUCCCAGCCCCACCAGUGCACCCUCCUGCCCCCCCCAUGAGCCACGGGCCCCACCCACUAGCACCUCCUAUUGCUGCACCCAGGACACCAGGCUCCGUCUCCAGGGGUCUCCCGGGUCAGCGUUGGGCUCCUCAAUAAACCCGUCUCCUGCC